Messenger RNA from Trichomycterus rosablanca, 2470 nucleotides. It is a transcript of the gene spice1, whose product is annotated as spindle and centriole associated protein 1. Gene Ontology annotation, cellular component: centriole; spindle; centrosome. The record is from RefSeq and is a predicted model, not a curated record. The transcript is spliced from 18 exons. Bases 217 to 2334 code for a protein of 705 amino acids. NCBI's taxonomy places the organism in Eukaryota, Metazoa, Chordata, Actinopteri, Siluriformes, Trichomycteridae. Gene Ontology annotation, biological process: mitotic spindle assembly; regulation of centriole replication; metaphase chromosome alignment.
AAUAUCAAACACAGUCAUGGACAAUUUUAUAUCUCCAUUCACCUCACUUGCACGUCUUUGGACUGUGGGAGGAAACCGGAGCUCCCGGAGGAAACCCACACAGACACGGUGAGAACAUGCAAACUCCACACAGAAAGGACCCGGACCGCUCCGCCUGGGGAUCGAACCCGGGACCUUCUUGCUGUGAGGUGACAGUGCUACCUGUAAAUAAGUAAGAUGUCGUUUGUGCGGAUUAAUCGGCGACCGGUACGAACCAAGAAAUCCUCAGCUCUGAGGAAGGAAUGGGUGAGCACAGUGACUGACCUCUCAAUGCACAAGCCUACGUCCGAGGAACUUUCUAGACGACAUGAGAUGCACAUGUCUCGCAACAAAGCUGCAGCGCAGUGGGAGCUGAGAGAGAAAACACUGAAGACGAGGAAAUCUCGGUCAGCCAGCCCUCCAGGAUUAGAUCGAACCAGACUGAGAUUAUUCAGAGAGAUGUUCUCAGAUCAGUAUCAGCUCCAUGAUGUUCUAGCACGUUCUGACAGAGCUCUGGCGGCAGUGAAAGAUCUGUUCGGUGAUGCACCUUGCAGACAGACUGGCUUUCCCAGUGUUACCAUGGCUCCAGGCUGUGAAUCUGAUUCUGAACUUCCUGUACUCCAGAAACCAGAUCCACCAACACAGCUUUCACUACUGAGCCAAUCCAUGAUGGACCAAGAGGCUUUAAAUGAGUUUGAUGAUUCAGUAGGAGAGCACGGGGUUCAGGAUCAGGACGACUUGGUCAGCUUCAACACUGAAAUUCCCAGGCCAAAAAGAAAAACAUGUAAAGCUAAACCUCCUGGCUGGACCACAAGUCAGAGACGGCAGCAGCAGAACCUUCCUCAGACUCCCUGUAAUGCAGCCAUGAGUUCAGAGGAGCAGGCAGCCCUGAAUGCUACGGUGGCUGUGCAGCGUUUGAAGUCAAGGCAAUAUCAGCCGGACGCUGAUCAGUCCACCACUCUGGUUACGCAGGUUCUCAAUCCUGCUCCAUCUCAUUUAGGUGGUAAAAACAGACCUGGCAGAAACACUAGAGGACAUUUUUCUGAAGCACAGCUGAACGGCUCAGGGUUUAGCUCCGGAAGCGCUAACCACUCGAGUCUGGAGAUGCUGCAGGACAUGCUGGGUCAGGUCGAGUCCGAGCUGGCCUGUCUGGACCCGCAGGGGAAUCUCGACGACUCGGAGCAGCCUGAGCUGCAGUGCGGGCGGGGCCUCACCGGCUUCUCCGUGGCUCUUGUCGGUGCCCUCGGUCGCAUCGCCGCUCAUCUGAGACGAAAAGAAGAGGAGGCAGAGAAGGAGCAACAGGUGAGGAAACGAAUGGAAGAGGAGCUGAAGGAGCACAGGAAUCUGAUCGAUGCCCUCACAGCUGAGUGUCUCGCACUAAGAGAGGAGAGCGCCGCCCUACAGGCAAAUCUGCGAGGACGGCUAACCGAACUCGAACAACGACUGGACAUGGUGAUCCUUACGAUGGGAGAAAUGGGGAACGAUGGAAAUGCACAGGGAGAAUUUGAUGAAGAAGAACAUGUCCCAGGUGGUCAUCUGAAGCCUGGACCUACUGAAGAAGACCAAGCUGCUGCUGUAAUGCUCUCUCCUCCCCGCCAGAGAGACGCCAAAGCGCCCCCUGCAGCACGCACCCGCUCUUUGCAUUUCGAGGGCUCUAACACACCCAGCAGCGGGUCGGCUGCGGAGUCUGACUUCUCAUGCUCGCCGUCCUCCUUCGCCAGCCUGCCUGAAAGCGUCUUGCCACGUACCGUCCAGCUCCUGACCCAGCCUCCCCAGGACGUCCUGUUGGACCAGAUUGCGGUUUUGACCAAUCAGAACGCAGCAAUGCGAAACCAGCUGGGUCAGUACCGCACCUCACCUACUGGGGCUUCGUUAACGAAAGAGCUGAGCGCAGACGGGCACACAGCGCCACCUGCUGGAUAUCAGACCACACAACAGUGUGUGCGUGCAGAUGAUUCCUCUGUGAAGUUAAUGGAGGACAGACUACAGGAGCUAAACCGACAGAGCUCAGCAGCCAGAACCAAACUGCUGGAACUGAUAGAGCAGCAGAAAAACAGCAGCUCCCACAGCGCCUCUCCAGCCAUCUCCCCUAUACCUACUCACUCCACCAGCCCACCUGCAGUUGCUGUACGACGGACUCCUGAAGUCUUUGUGUCUGUACCUGAAAGAGACCGUCCCUCUCACACAAGCAGUAACGACAGGAGUUCAGCUGAAGCCGUUUCUCCACAGACUGCAGGACUGAGGCAGAGCAGUAACUCACAGGUGGAUAAACUGAAAGGAGAAGGCUGGUUUUCACUGUCCGCUCACGUCCGAUAACAGGCAGCACCGCUCUCCACAAACCACCUCAACAAAGGCGCUGCGUGAUGUCACGGUUACCUGCACUCCUCAACGUAGUUCUCACCCAUGUUUUUAUUUUUUAAUAUCACGCACACUAAUAAACUUUACACAAACA